Molecule: messenger RNA, 4085 nt
Organism: Zootoca vivipara (common lizard)
Lineage: Eukaryota; Metazoa; Chordata; Lepidosauria; Squamata; Lacertidae
Gene: EBF2
Product: EBF transcription factor 2
Biological process (GO): regulation of DNA-templated transcription
Molecular function (GO): DNA-binding transcription factor activity; DNA binding
Source: RefSeq, a predicted model, not a curated record
GUGGAUUAGGGAGCCGUCAAUGCGACCCUGGUGUCUCCGCCGAGCAGGUGAUCCUUGAGGCUGAGCGAGGACUGCGCUGUCCUGCGGUUUCCUCUCCGGCGGGGCUUCUUCGAAAGAUGAUCGCCAGCCUCGGAAGGGGCUGAUCAGCGCAGCAACAACUUCAAUCUGCGAGAAGCUAGAGAGGGACGGAAAACUCACGCAGCACCCCCUCCAUCAUUCCUUUAUUCCCUUUCUCUUCUUAAAGUGCCAUAGCAGCAGCCCAGGUCCUCCUUAAAGACGGAAGGAGCCCGCUAAGGCGAACUUCUUGGGAUUUCUGCGUCUCCUUGUUUUGAAGUUUCAGCUUCGUCCGGAAAGGGGAGCGCGCGUUGCGGGGGGGGGGGGGAACCGUUGUUUUGGUUUGUGUUUUGGAAUAAACUUUUCCAAUGUUUGGGAUCCAAGAUACUUUAGGAAGAGGACCCAUCCUGAAAGACAAGGUGCUGGGCUCAGAGAUGGAUCCUGUCCGGUCCUGGGUCAGGAAUGUCGGCGUGGUGGACGCUAACGUCGCCGCUCAAAGCGGCGUGGCUUUGUCGCGAGCCCACUUCGAAAAGCAGCCGCCCUCCAACUUGAGAAAGUCAAAUUUUUUCCACUUCGUCUUGGCGCUUUACGACCGGCAAGGGCAGCCCGUGGAAAUCGAGCGGACGGCCUUUGUGGACUUCGUGGAAAACGACAAAGAACAAGGCAACGAAAAAACCAACAAUGGGACCCACUACAAACUGCAGCUUCUUUACAGUAACGGUGUCAGAACUGAACAAGAUCUCUUCGUUAGGCUUAUUGACUCAGUCACAAAACAGCCUAUCGCCUAUGAAGGACAAAACAAGAAUCCAGAAAUGUGCAGAGUUUUACUCACCCAUGAAGUUAUGUGCAGCCGUUGUUGUGAAAAGAAAAGCUGUGGAAACCGCAAUGAGACUCCUUCAGACCCUGUGAUCAUCGACAGAUUCUUCUUAAAAUUUUUCCUCAAGUGCAAUCAGAAUUGUUUGAAAACAGCCGGGAACCCUCGAGAUAUGCGACGCUUCCAGGUUGUGUUAUCAACAACGGUGAAUGUCGAUGGGCACGUACUGGCAGUAUCUGACAACAUGUUUGUUCACAACAACUCAAAACAUGGACGGAGGGCGAGAAGGCUUGAUCCGUCUGAAGCCACUCCCUGCAUCAAAGCAAUUAGCCCAAGUGAAGGCUGGACCACAGGUGGAGCAAUGGUUAUCAUUAUAGGAGACAACUUCUUUGAUGGGCUACAGGUCGUUUUUGGGACCAUGCUGGUAUGGAGUGAGCUGAUCACCCCUCACGCCAUCCGUGUCCAGACACCCCCUCGUCACAUCCCUGGGGUCGUUGAAGUAACAUUAUCAUAUAAAUCCAAGCAGUUUUGCAAAGGAGCCCCUGGUAGAUUUAUUUAUACAGCUUUAAAUGAGCCUACCAUAGACUAUGGUUUCCAAAGACUCCAGAAAGUUAUACCAAGACAUCCUGGUGACCCAGAACGACUAGCGAAGGAGAUGCUAUUGAAAAGAGCAGCUGACCUAGUUGAAGCACUGUAUGGAACGCCACACAAUAAUCAGGACAUUAUUCUGAAGCGAGCUGCUGAUAUCGCAGAAGCUCUCUACAGUGUCCCCAGGAAUCCAGGCCAGAUCCCUUUGUCAAGCUCUCCAGCUCACAGUAGCAUGAUGGGCAUCAACUCCUACAGUAGCCAGUUGGGAGUCAGCAUCUCAGAAUCAACACAAGGAAACAAUCAAGGUUACAUCCGCAACACAAGCAGCAUCUCCCCGCGAGGUUACUCUUCCAGCUCGACCCCUCAGCAGUCUAAUUACAGCACCUCCAGUAACAGCAUGAACGGCUACAGCAACGUCCCCAUGUCGAACCUGGGUGUUCCUGGCUCGCCUGGAUUCAUUAAUGGCUCUCCCACAGGAUCUCCCUAUGGCUUGAUGUCUUCAAGUCCAACAGUCGGUUCCUCAAGCACUUCCUCCAUCCUCCCAUUCUCCUCCUCUGUUUUUCCUGCUGUCAAACAAAAGAGUGCCUUUGCUCCCGUCAUCCGACCCCAGGGGUCUCCUUCCCCGGCUUGCUCCACUGGCAAUGGAAAUGGGUUCAGAGCUAUGACAGGUCUUGUCGUUCCUCCAAUGUAAAAGAAGAGGAGGAGUUGCUGGAGUCCCCUUCGACAUUUCCCCUCCUUUUUUACAGCACAAAACUACUUAUUGUUAUGGAGCACUAAAAGGGGGGGUACUACAAGUUCUAUUGCUGGGGGAAGCAAUGUGCAGAACGCAAGGGCACUUUUAAAACAAAAUAAUAGUGAAUCCGACACACCAGGAGGCUGCUCUCAUCUGUUCCGGGUUUCAUAUAUGCUGGCAUCAACCCACCCCCUCUCACAAGAACAUUAAAAUGAGGAAUUGGCCAUGAUCCAAAUGCACACUGUUUAUGGGAUUGAGUCCGGAGUACAAGAAUUCUUUUUUUCUUAUGGACACAAAGCCUUCCUAAUGUUUGUAAAAUAUUAAACGGAGGAACAAAUUGGCCAACCAUUCAAGCUUGAUAUUUUGGAUACUCUUUUGUUUUACUUUGUAGGAAAAUAAAAAUAAAAAUGUUGAAGUUUCUAUUUUCUAUGGAGCCUUUCAGAUACCAAUUUAGUUUGUGCAGAAAAUAAUAACCACAAAACAGGGUACCAGCAUGGAAGUCUUUCCUAUAAAACUGAUAUGAAUGGUGGAAUGUGGGCGUAUGUGUGUAUUUGCUUAUAGUUUAAUCUCUUUUAAAAUGGAAAAUGUAAGAUGUUUUACAAUUAUUUAAAUAAAUAAACUUGUAAGUUAUUGUAUGUAGAGGUAGAAAUUGAAGACUUUGGUGGGGAGGGGAACUUUUUCUGUCUCCUGUUGUACGAUGAACAAAAAUAAUGCAAAAAAAAGCAAGCAGCUACAAGCGUACAUCUUUAUAGUACAAUCUGUCUUCACUUCUCUCCUGCUUCUGAUUGAACCAAUGUAUAAGAAUUCCUUAAAUUCUUCACGAAGGACUCAUCCACAACCUUUUAUACGCAUAAUGGUAUAUAUACAUAUAUAUAAAUAUAGGACAGUAGUUAAUGUAUGAAUAUUAUACACCUUUUUCACCUUUUGAUUCAAUUAAGGUUUCAGGUACUGACGUAAGCUGUCUAGUUUCAUACAUCCUAACCAGUAACUCUGUGGCAUGUAUGGGCUUUUUAUCAGGUUUUUGUGCAGAACUGUCAGGUUGCAAUUUGAGCAAGAGGGAACAGAAAAAGAUUUCUCCUAUUGUUGCUUUUUUGUGUAGCAAAGGCAAAAUUCUGUGUGUGUUUCGGAGAAUGUUGAAACUCAUGUAUGAGGGAUUUUGCCCAAAUUCUAUCUUGGAUGCCAGUCGAUAGUCACCAACAUUCUUAAGUUUGGGGAAAUUUGUCCAGAAUUGUCAAUGUUCAUAUCUGAAUGCUGACACAUUUCAAUCAAAUUUCAGUUAUUUGAUGUAACAUGUACAUUGUAAGAAACAAUGCAGCAAAAAAAUCAGGAAUUUGGAUUUGAAUAUACAUUUGGCUCCCUGGCAGGCCACUGAUCUCCAUGGGUUUGUACAAUGCUCCCCUCCCUCCCUCCCUCCCUCCCUUUUUUUUAAAGAAAAAGAAAAAGUGGCUAGAGGGACAGGUUCUGCACAUGCAAACAAUGGGGCCCUCCAUUGAAAUGAAUGGGGAAGCAUGGCUGCACAAGAGAUUCAUAUGUGCUUUAAAUGUAAACGGAUCCAUGAUUCAGGGCAACCAUCUCCGGAAAUUCAUGAGGAAUGCCGUGAAUAAGCUGAUCCAUGCCUCCCCUAUUCAUGUGGUGAUUGCUGGUGAGAGCUGUUCUAAUGAAUUGGUAGAGUCCCUAAGACUUUCUAAACCCCCUUCUGCUUCUGUCAUUGUAAUCAUCUCCACUGGAGUCCCAUAUGUUGAUAAUAUGCCUAUAAAAAUCUAUUGAUCACUUAUUGGCUUUUUACAAUAUACUAUUUAUAUAUGUACCUGUAUUUUAAGGUGAAACCCAAACUUCUGUGCACCCAAUGAGGGUAACUGUGUUUUUCAGGGGAAUAAAAACAUUAGUGUUUUCCCA